CUGCGCUUGCUGGGUUUGAGGGAUUGUCAUCAUGCAACCUUCAAAGGCGUUGCCGUUUCCUCACACGCGGCCUCAUACACUAGAACACACGGUGCCAAAGAUAUUACCCACUCCUGCAAUGCGAGCCAACCGACCGCUGCAGGUGGAGCUGCCGCCAUGAGUGCGGAUCUUCUCCCAGCAUGCUUUAAGAGCGCACGCCGUCGCCUACUUGAUCUUAUCAAUCUCCUCUCCAUCACCUCGAGCUUGACAUCCGUGUGCCGACUAGCACGCUGAGAUUCGAGAUGGGUUUUUCUUUCAAGGGUUUGACUACCAGUGCUCUUGUUGGCGGCGCCAUCCCCAACAACCAGGCUGCCAACGAGAAGGACAUCGCUGAUGUCCCUGCUGCCGUCGACGGCCAUGCCAGCAUGGAUGUUUCCCGCCGUCCGGACGAGAAGAUCGGUGCUCCCAGGACCCCAACUUCCAUGUCGAACACAUCAGACGAAGAGCUGAACAAGGUCGACACGCACGCCGAGCGCGGUGUUCAGGCUAUUCAAGCCGUAACCUUUGUUUGGACCAAGAGGGAUCUGAUCCUAGCCUACAUCUUUAUGUGGCUCAUUCAGUUCAUGAUGUCUUUCUUCUCUGGUUGCGUCAGCACCCUCACGCCCUACGUCACCAGUUCCUUCUCGGAGCACUCCCUCACUGCUCUGACCGGUGUCAUCUCAGGACUCGUCGCUGGUCUCUGGAAGCUGCCGUACGCAAAGAUCAUGAACAUCUGGGGUAGGCCAUGGGCGCUGGUCAUUGGUGUCACCUGCUACAUCAUGGGUCUCAUCAUGAUGGCCGCCUGCAAGAACGUUCAGACAUACUGCGCCGCCUACACUUUCUACUACAUGGGCUACAACAGUAUUGAUUUCUCAAUGACGGUCUUCAUUGCGGACACAUCUAAGCUGAAGAACCGAGGUCUUUUCAUCGGAUACGCCUCUUCGCCUUGGCUCAUCACCACCUGGGUAUAUGGGUUCGCUGUCAACCGUAUGAUUGCGCCCGGCGGCAUCGGCUUCAAGUGGGCCUUCGGUAUCUUCACUAUCAUCGCCCCCUUCGUAUGCGCGCCAUUGAUCGUCAUGUUCUUCAUAAACCAGAACAAGGCUCAGAAGCAGGGUCUGAUCGCGCCCAACCCAAGCCGUGGCUCGUUCGCACAGACAGUCAUGUACUACGUCAAGGAAUUUGAUGUUUUCGGCAUCCUCAUCCUUGCUCUUGGUCUCGCGCUGUUCCUGCUCAGCUUCAACCUUUACGCCUACCAGAAGGAUCAGUGGAAGUCUCCCAUGAUUAUCUGCUUCGUCAUCAUCGGUUUCCUCCUCUGCAUCUGCUUUGCUCUGUAUGAAAAAUAUCUUGCGCCGGUCACGUUCAUCCCAUACCACUUGCUGAAGAACCGCACCGUCAUCUUCACCUACACCAUGGCCGGAUCGAUCUACAUCGCCUGGUACAUCUGGGACUCUUACUUCUACUCCCUGUUGAUCGUUCUCUUCAAUCAGCCUGUUGUCUACGCCACCUACAUCACCAACACCUACACCAUGGGCAGUUGCACGAUGGCCAUCAUCUUCGGUCUCAUGCUGAGGUACUACGGCAAGCUCAAGAUGUACGCUCUCUUCUUCGGCGCACCUAUCACAAUUCUUGGCUGCGGUCUCAUGAUCCAGUUCCGUCAGCCCCACGUCAACAUUGGCUACAUCGUCAUGUGUCAGAUCUUCAUUGCCUUUGGUGGUGGUGUCCUUGUCGUCGCUGAGCAGACAACCCUCAUGGCCGUUUCCAAGCAGCAAGACUUCCCUGCUCUGCUUGCCGUCGAGUCCAUGAUCAUUUCCAUUGGAGGUGCCAUUGGUUCCACCAUCGCUGGUGCCAUCUGGACCGGUGUCUUCCCUGCUCGUCUCGCUGCCAACCUUGCUGGCACAAGCGCCUACGACAACAUCCAAACCAUCUACGGUGACAUCACUGUCCAGUCCGGCUACGCCUGGGGCUCUCCUGAACGUGACGGUAUCAACUUGUCAUACGCCCAGACUCAGCGCUACAUGCUCAUUGGCGGUACUUGCGUCUACGCUACCAUGCUCGUCAGCAUUGCCCUGUGGCAGAAUGUUGAUGUCAAGAAGAUGAAGCAGAGGACCAUCGGUCUUUUGUAAGCGUGCACUUGCAAUGUUUGCAGAAGUCGAUAUCGAUUGCACUUGUCGAUGUUUGCAUAUGAGCUCUGGAGCCGUGUCAAUGUUGGAGUGAGCUGUAGGAUAGAAAAAUAGAACGACGAGAUGAUGACCUAGUUAUUACGAUUUAAUUGUAGUGUUCUGAACCUGUGUAUUGUCCUUACUCCUAUGGCGCCUGUCCUAACGCUUCUCGCUAUUGGUCCUGCCUUGCACAUUGUGACCCUGAACUCGUUUCGAAAACGAUUCCUUGUUGUAUUGCUUCUUUGAACAAGAUCAGACCUCGAGUCUUCUAGGUGGUCUGAUGAGAUCUGGAGGGACAUGCACCCAAGU
Macroventuria anomochaeta is the source of this 2486-nucleotide messenger RNA. RefSeq names its product siderophore iron transporter-like protein. The record is from RefSeq and is a predicted model, not a curated record. Gene Ontology annotation, molecular function: transmembrane transporter activity. Lineage: Eukaryota; Fungi; Ascomycota; Dothideomycetes; Pleosporales; Didymellaceae. The transcript has 2 exons. Bases 282 to 2141 code for a protein of 619 amino acids. Gene Ontology annotation, biological process: transmembrane transport.